AUGAGGCCGGCGGGCUCUCCUUGGAUUUCUCGCUUCCUAUACGAGUUUCAUGACUCGCCCAUGGGAAGUCAUUCCGGGUUCCUUCGUACUUACAAGCGAGUGGCUGCCAAUCUAUUUUGGAAGGGGGUGAAACGAAUGAUUCGGGAUUACGUAGCUCAUGAGGUUUGCCAACGAGCUAAGUAUGAAGCCCGAUCUCCGGCAGGCCUGCUUCAGCCCCUUCCUAUUCCCGACAAGGUUUGGGACGAUGUCUCAAUGGACUUCAUCGGUGGAUUACCAAAAGAUAAAGGGUGCGACACUAUUUUGGUGGUCGUGGAUCGUCUUUCCAAGUACGAUCAUUUUUUCCUCCUCACCCAUCCCUACACUGCCAAGCAAGUGGCCGAGCUGUUCGUCCGUGAAGUAGUGCGCUUGCACGGGUUUCCUCGUUCCAUAGUGAGCGAUAGAGACCCCCGUCUUUAA
Molecule: messenger RNA, 456 nt
Organism: Striga asiatica
Lineage: Eukaryota; Viridiplantae; Streptophyta; Magnoliopsida; Lamiales; Orobanchaceae
Source: the annotation of a GenBank genome assembly